AUGCGCAGGCCGCCAGCGACUUUUGUGGUGCCAAGUAGGGCGAUCAGGAACACCGGAGAAAACGUAGAAUAUAGAAACAGCUUGAGCGUGGAAAAUCUGGGAAAGCAUCUAUGGAAAGAACGUCGGCAACGAAGGCGCUACGUGCCGCCGCUUCCAGACGCGAAUCGGCACUCGAGGCAACGAGUGCCUGUUGCACCGGCACGCUGCCGGGGGUUGCUCCUGUGUUGUCAAGAUUGCAGCGAGUAUGAAUUGAAGUCGUUCGUCGACAGAGACGAAGACGAGCACGGAACUGGUGGUGGACGCGGCGAGUCCAGCGGCUCGCGCUCGUCACCGAACUUUAUAUCGUGGCGACAAGUGGAUCGAGCCCAGCUUACCCCGCUGUUUCGCCACUUUCUCUCGGUAAAGGAUCGAUUUCCCGACGCAGUGAUCCUUUACCAGUGCGGUGACUUUUUUGAGACAUUCUUCGAUGACGCGGUGGUUUUACAUGAGAAACUUGAGCUUGCCCUUACUGGAAAGGACGCGGGAAAGGAGGUCGGUCGGGUGCCCAUGGCCGGUGUCCCGCUAUCCUCUCUGGACCGCUACUGUGCUGCGCUCCUGGAACAUGGAUAUCACGUCGCUGUCGUUGAGCAGGUGGAGCCAGCCAACGGGCGUUCUGGUGGUGAUGGCGCUCUCGUGCGUCGCGAGGUUACCCGAAUGCUGACCCCCGGCACCGUUCUCGAGGAAGGCCUUCUGGAUGCUCGCUCCAAUAACUACCUCGUCGCGUUAUGGGGCCAGCGCCUGACAUCAGUACGGGGCGACGUGGAUCGCCGAUCGCCCUCCAAAUCCAGUAGAUGUACAGCGGAUGCUACCAAUUGGUUGUUUGGCCUCGCAUACCUGGACGUAUCCACGGGUGAUUUCGGAUCGACCGCUGUCGAGAAUGAUGUGGAGGAUCUUCAGGCGGAGCUCGGACGACUGCAUCCCGCAGAGGUGCUGCUAACCGAUGAUAUUUCUGAAGAGGUUUCCAGCUGCCUCGAGGGUGUUCUGGAGCGCACGUUCACCACGAAUGGAUGGAGAGCGUCGAUCACCCGGAGGCCCCGCGCAUUUUUUGAUCUGGAAUGUGCCCGGAAACGAAUCGAGGAGCGCUUUGGAUCCCAGCUGGAUAGCGUCUUUGAUGAGAGGCAGCUCAAGAGUAUCGUCCAAAUUCGGGUGAUCGGAGCGCUCCUCGCGCUUGUCAACGAAACCCUGGAGCGCGCCCAAGCACCCAUCGCUUUUGCAAUGCCCCAAACAGCAGCAAAUGCAACACCAUUGGAGCCUAUUGUUUCGGGAAACCUGCUCACUCCAUUGCAGCCACCAAGGCCCUACCAGAUUCAAGGAAGCAUGAUGCUCGAUGGAACAGCACUCCGCAAUCUGGAAAUCGUGCACCCGGCCCGGGACAGUCGCAGCCGCCGUGGCACACUGCUCUGGGCGAUGGAUGCAACGGUCACCGCUAUGGGUGCCCGACUCUUGCGUCGCUGGCUCCUGCGACCGAGCCGGGACCUCGAAACCAUCCGGUAUCGACAGCAGCAGGUGCAGCGGUGGCAGCGCGACCAUCUCCAGCGUGAACGCCUGCGUCGACUCCUGCGCGGUGUUGCCGAUAUAGAGCGCCUCGCGGGAAAAGUUGCCACCCGGAGAGCGAAUCCCCGGGAACUUUAUGCUCUCGCCGCAUCUCUCUGCCGGUUGUCGACGCUUCUUUCCGAGGUUGAGGCGCGAAUAGGCGCAGGCACUGGUUCUGCUGAAGCUCCCUGCUGGCCUGCAGCGGCGAGCAGCGCUACCAAGGAUCUGAUCAAACUCGCCCAUCAAGUCGUAUUCGAUGCCUUUCUGACGCGGGAUAAGGAAGAGGGUUCUCCGAGCGCCUCUGAAAGCGCUGUUGCUGGCAGCACGCUGCGAGGUCGCGAGCCACGCGGCGUUGCGCUUUCACCACCGCCGCCCUACGGAGUGCCAGUCCGUCUGCCGAGUGCUGCUGAAGAUCGACCCAUCUUUCGCAGCGGCUUCCACGCGGAACUGGAUCUUUUGCGCGAACAAGCUGCAGGCGAUCUCGCCUGGAUCACUGCCUAUGAAGCGCAGGAACGUGAACGCACCGGAAUCGCAAGCUUGAGGGUCAGCUAUCAUAAUGUCUUCGGAUAUUAUAUCCAGAUCCCGAGUCGUUUCACGAACCCCUCGAAUACAUCUCAAAACGGCCGCUCGCAACCGACUGCGCUGCCCACAAACUACGUGCGUCGACAGACGCUCAAAUCCGUUGAGCGGUACGUCACACCCGAGCUUCGAGAACGGGAGCAACUGAUCCUCGGUGCACGAGCACGAGUCGCUGCGCUAGAGUGUCGCCUCUUUUACGACCUGCUCGAGCAAUUCGGUGCUGCAAUCGACACCAUACGCAGCAUGGCGUCGUGGGUGGCGGAGCUGGACGUACUGCUGGGUUUCGCUGAAAUCGCCCUCGAACGCAACUAUACCAUGCCGGAGGUCGUGGAUUCGUCAGACCCGGUAAGCGGUCGACUCGUGGACAUCGAGGAUGGGCGGCAUCCGGUGGUCGAGUGCACGCUGCCGCCCAACGAGCGCUUUGUGCCCAACUCGCUGCGUAUAGGUGACGGAACCGUUGAUAUGGUGCUCCUCAUGGGCGCGAAUGCCUCAGGCAAGAGCGUUUUCCUCCGCCAGGUCGCUCUGAUUCAGAUCAUGGCCCAGUGUGGCUCGUUCGUGCCAGCGAAACGUGCUCGACUGGCGCUCACAGACCGCAUUUUUACCAGAGUCGGAGCGGCCGAUGACAUCGCCGCCGCAAAGUCUACCUUUGUGAUGGAGAUGGAGGAAACCGCCACCAUUCUGCGCCACGUUACACCAAACUCACUUGUUCUUCUUGACGAGGUCGGACGGGGUACUUCAACCGCGGACGGUCUAGCGAUUGCGCAGGCCGUGACCGAGUACCUGGUAAGCGAGGCAGUGCGAGCCCGGGGUAUUUUCGCCACCCAUUUCCAUGAGCUGGCACAGCUCGAGCAUGCCUUUUCCAAUAUAACCUGCUUUCACAUGGCCGUGAUUGAGCGCUACCCAACUGGAAACGUCGAGCCUGCUAUCGUUUUUCUCCAUCGCCUUGAACGGGGCGCCGCGAGUCGCUCCUUCGGGAUCGAGGUUGCCCAGCAGUGUGGGCUUGUUGCGGCCAUUGUACAACGUGCUCGUGAGCUCGUUCGGGAUGACUCGUCAGCGAACCACGAGCCGCCAAAGGGCCCGGGGACGGCCACGGAGGCUGCGCAGGCCAGCAACGUGAAAGUGCAGGUUCAGCGGAUGCAGCCGAGACGAUGGCGACCGCGAAACAAACCCAGCGAUCUUGAUGCUGGUUUCUGUGCAGCUCGGGUUUGA
Molecule: messenger RNA, 3360 nt
Organism: Cyanidioschyzon merolae strain 10D
Lineage: Eukaryota; Rhodophyta; Bangiophyceae; Cyanidiales; Cyanidiaceae
Product: DNA mismatch repair protein MutS, chloroplast precursor
Exons: 1
Coding region: 1-3360 (1119 amino acids)
Biological process (GO): mismatch repair
Cellular component (GO): cytosol
Molecular function (GO): ATP binding; mismatched DNA binding; ATP-dependent DNA damage sensor activity
Source: RefSeq, a predicted model, not a curated record